Molecule: messenger RNA, 393 nt
Organism: Cladocopium goreaui
Lineage: Eukaryota; Dinophyceae; Suessiales; Symbiodiniaceae
Source: the annotation of a GenBank genome assembly
AUGUAUUUGAAGACGGUGUUGCAGACGCUGGCAACAAAGAAACAAUUAGAGGCCGAAGAUCUUUACAAAUUGAACGAGGCCACCUUUAAUGUGCCAGAAGAAGAAAGCAUAGAUGACAAAAUGGCUAGCAAGCUUUUUGCAGCUGUGGAGAAAACAGUGGCAGCUUACACCGGUGGCAGGUACGACAAGGAGGAUGGAAACUUUUUCUAUGACUAUGUUGCCCUCUUGGGCACAAUGCAGAAUCAGCACUUCUUCAGCAAGAAACAGCAUGAAAUGAUGAUCAAUUGGCUCAAGGAGGCUUUGGGAAGUGAAGGGGAGAAACCCAAGGGCAACUCCAAGGUUGUAGCAAGGCUGGAGGAGGAGCAUCGAAAAUUGCUCGAGGCAGCUUUGUAG